GGUACCGCCUAUUUCAUCCUGUAUUGCAUGAAAUUUGUGCAUGUAGAGAGCAACUUGAACAAUGGAAGAGCUGCCACCGCUUCAGACACCCAGAAGCGACAGCACGAGCUCGCUGACUACUCUUCCCAACGAAAUACUACUCGAUGUCUUUUCGCAUGUCGAUUUGCACCGAUCCAUUCGUGUAUUGGGCUACAUUCCAGAUGAUCCCCCUCCAAGCUCUCCAGACGAUUAUCUCAUUUCCGAUUUUCGGGCUAAUUCUCGCUCGCUGCUUAACAUUGCGUUGACGUGUAAGAGGUUCACGGUUCUGGCUCGCGAAGUCCUGCUUUCUUCGCUCGUGCUUGAGGUCAGCUUCCCAGAAACAUUGAAAGCGCUUUCCAACUCGGACAUCUACGGCCUGAUCUGGAGAUUACAAGCACGACCGGAAUGGAAACGACAUAUAAAGCAGCUGAGAUUAUGCUUACCAUCGGAAGAUCGCGGUAUCAUGAGUUUUAGUGGUCCGGGUCCAGUAGAGCCUCACGUAAACUAUCUCGUGUACGAGAAGGCAUGUGAGAUUGUCGCUUCCCUCGACCUACCUGCUUGGUGGAAGACACAGAAAACUGCGAACCUUAAAGAAACAUUCGCACAUGCUUCAGCUUCCGUGCUCUUAGCCCUGCUACCAAAUAUUGCGACCUUAUGCAUAUUCGACCCAGAGUCAAAUCUCAAUCUUGUUGAGACGGAUUUUCAAGAGCCGCACCGCUUUAGCGGCAGGGAAAGAUUUUCUCUAAGGCUACCGACCGCACAUGUGCUAUCCUAUGUGAAGUACGAAAGCCCCUUACCGCCGUUAUUGGGAGACUUGGGGCACUAUCCCAACCUGCACACCCUCGAUUUGAGCAUCAGACUCCAAGGCCAGAUACACUCGCAAAUCCGCAGGGAAUCCGAGCGCUACCUCAGCAGCCGACGCGCACAGCCAACCAUCCGACAUCUACGUCUAGACUUCGAGGUCAGAACCGUCGGCGUAUGGAAUACCACCUCGAGAGCAUGUAUGACAAACGUUCUCCGCGCUUUUCCCAAUCUUCAAACACUAGAAUACUAUGCGGAAUCAUCGGAUAGCAAGAAUCCUUAUUCAAGUGUCCGUGCCUUUCCUGCUUAUCAGGCAAACAUCCAAUACUACCCGACUACAUCAUCUGCCUUUGAAGACAAUGUUUACGCGGAAGAACAGCACUGGGAUCGGACGAUAUACGAUGCGCGAAGCGAAGUCACCGACUACCAGAAUCUUGUGGACGGCAUGGUACACUUGCGGCCAAAUCUGCAAACCUUACAGCUACCAGGCGGCUUCUGGACACUACCAGGUGCGAUGCGCAAACCACUGCCGCGAUUCGACCAAUUUGCGCAACUUAAGAAACUGGUCAUUCCUCAAGCAGCACUCAUAUCAAUCAAGCUUGACAACAUGCGCUUUGACGCCGUCUUUGAAGGCGAUUUCGAACUUUCACCGACGCAAGCUCUUCCGAUCUCCUUGCAACACCUCAAAGUUUUUGAUGUUGACCUGGCAUUCUUGGAAAGCAGGUGGCUGCAAGAUCUCUUUGACGCACAGAAAGCCAUGAACCAUUGGCCGUGGUUGCAGUGUGUGAAGAUCCUAAUGGGGCCUACGGUCACGGGGUUGUGUCUUGAGGAGUUGAAGGGUAGACGAAGCAAUGCGGAGUUUUGGGAGUUGGUAGAUGACGCGAAUUUUGAAGUGAUUGUCGGAAGGGAUGAGGAAGGACCGGAUGCGUGAGGCUCAUGACUGUCAUGUAGGAGGCAGGCAUAUGUUUACUUUAGCUUGUGGCUGUCUGAAUAGAAUUAAGUAUACA
This is a messenger RNA of Alternaria rosae, 1826 nucleotides long. RefSeq lists its product as uncharacterized. The coding region runs from base 62 to 1750 and encodes 562 amino acids. NCBI's taxonomy places the organism in Eukaryota, Fungi, Ascomycota, Dothideomycetes, Pleosporales, Pleosporaceae. The record is from RefSeq and is a predicted model, not a curated record. The transcript is spliced from 2 exons.